CAUCAGACUCUGAUGACGAUAAAUUAGUAGUAGUAAUGUUAGCAUUGAUGGAGGAUGAGUGGAGGAAGUCAUCUUCUAAAACUCCUUGUAGAACAUCAGAUAAAAGAGGACAUGAUUGGGUGCAAGAGAUUCUCCGUGGACAUCCAAUUCGAAUAUAUGAGCAGUUAAGGAUGGAUAAAAGGACAUUUGUUCGCUAUGUGAGGAACUAAAACGAUAUGGAGGGUUGGAAUCAACAAAGAAUGUGACAGUUGAAGAACAAGUUGCAAUAUUUAUGAAAGUUGUUGGACACUCAUAGACCACUAGAGAUGGCGCAGAAAAGUUCCAGCAUUCCACAUCCACUAUAUCAAAGUACUUUGGCAUAGUGUUGAAAGCAGUCAAUAAAAUUGCAGUAAGGCUAAUUAAACCACCAGAUAUGGGUGUGGUUCCAGAGCAGAUCAUGGAUAACUCAAAAUUUUACCCGUAUUUUAAGGUUAACUUCUUAUCCUUUAUUUCAUAUUGCACAUGUUUCAUAUUAUGAUGAUCUUGAUAUAGUUAUAUUGUCUUACAAGAUGCUGUUGGUGCUAUAGAUGGAGUGCACAUUGAUGUUGUAGUUCCAACUGAUGAGCAAAUCCCCUAUCAAGGACGAAAAGCAAAAACAACACAAAAUGUUUUGUGUUUGUUCUUUUGAUAUGCUAUUUACUUAUGUAAUAGCAGGAUGGGAAGGCACUGCGAAUGAUGCUAGAAUACUAAUGGAGACAAUCGCAAAUCCAGAUAAUGAUUUUCCAAUGCCACCAAAAGGUAUGAUAUCUACAUUUCAUUCAUUUAUUAAUACAAUAUGAGUGAUAGUGAGAUCUUAUUAGUUUAUUUUCAACAUAUUCAUUUAGGUAACUAUUAUCUUGUGGAGUCUGGAUUUCAAAAAUAUCCCUGGAUUUCUAGCACCAUUUCGAGGAGCUACCUUUCAUUUUCAAGAGAUGAGGCGUAGAGGCGAACCAAGAGGGCGUAAAGAAUUAUUCAACUUUCGGCAUUCAAGUCUGCAUAAUGUGAUUGAGCGUUGCUUCGGAGUUUUAAAGGCAAGGUUUCCGAUUCUAAAGUUCAUGCGGUCGUAUAGCUUGAGGAAGCAAACAAGUAUUGUCAUUGCUUGUUGCGCCUUACAUAAUUUCAUCAAGAUUCAUGCCGAAGAUGAUAAACUAUUUCAUGAAUAUGAAAAUUAUGAAGAUGAAGAAGGUUCGACUUCUGGGGUUGAACUACCACUCACUGAGUUCAACGUCAGCUAUGCAGCUACACGUGAGAUGACCGAGAAGCGUGAUGCCAUUGCUAACCAGUUAUGGAGUGAUAAUCAUGUUUAGUAUUAUUUUUUUGUAAGGAACAUGAAUGAUCUUAGGUAUGUUGACUUUUGUGAGACUUCGCUUAAUAUUGAGGACAUAUCUCUUUUUUAUGGUUUUUAGUUCUUAUAGUAGUAACUAAACGUGUUUUUGUUUCUUGUUGUCAGUUUUCAUGAUUUUUCAAAUUUAUCAACUAAACAGGUUUGUGUUUUCUUUUUUUUCCUGUUAUGGUUGUACAUCUGUUUACACAACACCACUGCAACCACAACAGCAACAAAAUGAUACUAAGCGGGCCCUUAGUUGUGUAUAUUGAAAUGUAUGAUUCGCAACAGGAGGAACAAACUCAGUUUACAAACCUUUCAAACUAUGAAAAGUCAUCAUGAAUCGCUGUUAAAACAAUAAAAUUAUGCAUUUAUGAAUUAAUGUUUAAUUUUAUUUAUUGAUUUAUUUUCCUCACCCGACACCUCUUAUCAAGAAUCUCGGGUCUGCCAUUGUAGACAUUGGAAAAAUAGCCUUAUUUAGUAAGUUGGCCGGUUGGAACAAAAUUAGGGACGAGAAUUGACACUUGUAACGAUCAACAUAACGUGAUUAGAGAACGAGCAACAUAUCAAAUACCCUUACAUGUAUUUGAUAACAACUAAGGUACUCCUGCAGUAUACCAUACUCCAAAUGAUAGAUAUACUUCGUUGUACUUCAGCGAAUCAUAAUUGUCAAUUUUAUUAUCUAUUAACUUGAUCUUCGGGUUUGAGUUUAUGGAAUCUUGUAUGGGUAUGCAUUAUAAUUUAGGUUGUAGUAUUAUACCUUAAACAUAUUUUAAUUCAUGGUCUAAGUAAAAAUAUCACAUUAGAAGCACUCGGAGUAUCAUAUACCCGAGAAAUAUAGCAGUUUGACUUAUAUAUAUAGCGUAUAAUAUAUCCAUACGUUCGCACCCAUCAGAUGUACUUCGAUAUAUUUUAAAAAAUUAGAAUAAUUAAUUAAUUAAUUUUUAUUAUUAAAUUGAUCUUAUGGCUUGGGUUUAGUGAAUUAUGAAUUGAGGUUCGCCAAUUAUUUGAGGUCAGAGUAUAGUAUCAUGCACCAAAAUCUAGUUAAUUCAUGAUCUAAAUAAAAAAAUUCACUAAACAUACGAUAUAAAAAUUAGGAUUUUGCUACGGUGACAUGCAUGUCACCGUGACAUGGACUUUUCGGUCGACCUAAUCUUAAAGGCGGUCGACCGAAUUGACUAAUUUGGGCAGCACGAGAAAGCAUUGCAGUCGAACUAAUCCUAAAGGCGGUCGACCUCAAUUCAUAGCAUAAUUGAUGAGUCCUUGUUAUCAUUAUUUAUGACUAGUUAUGAUGGUUUAAAGCGUAAUUUAGACGAGCAAAAGAACCACACAAAUUGACAUAUAUAAGCAAAAAAAGACACGGGGCAUAGCUUGACUUUCUUGUAUUCGGUCGACCUCGUACCGGAUUAGGUCGACCUCAACGCCAACACUUGAUCUUCAUUUUACGUCAAAUGAUUGGAUAAAUUGAUAGAACACUUAUCGUCUAUCUGGUCGACCUCUUUCUUUAUCUGGUCGACCAUGUUGUUAAUGACUGUCAUCAAGUGGUCGACCUAUAUACCUUUACGGUCGACCAUGUUGUUUCUGACGCCAACGAAAUGGCCGACCGAGGUUUAUUAUGGUCAACCAAAAAUAACAACUUAAACUAAGAACGGUAGACCAGGUGGUCUUUGAGGUCGACCGCAAUGCUUUCUCGUGCUGCCCAAAUUAGUCAAUUCGGUCGACCGCCUUCAGAAUUAGGUCGACCGAAAAGUCCAUGUCACGAUGACAUGCAUGUCAUAGUAGGCAUAAUUAACGUGUACCAAACUUUCGAUAUUCUGAAUCAUAUAUAUUAUCUAUAAUUUACUAGUAGGACACAUCUAAAAAAUUAAUGUGUUCCCCGCUAACAUAGCAUGAUGACGGGUUUGUAAAAUCAUCCCAAAUGCUACUUCCCCCAAAAAAAUGGCAGUUUUUGG
This is a messenger RNA of Linum trigynum, 3294 nucleotides long. Lineage: Eukaryota; Viridiplantae; Streptophyta; Magnoliopsida; Malpighiales; Linaceae. The record is from the annotation of a GenBank genome assembly.